Molecule: messenger RNA, 1269 nt
Organism: Trichomonas vaginalis G3
Lineage: Eukaryota; Parabasalia; Trichomonadida; Trichomonadidae
Product: vacuolar fusion protein CCZ1 homolog-related family
Exons: 1
Coding region: 1-1269 (422 amino acids)
Biological process (GO): vesicle-mediated transport
Cellular component (GO): Mon1-Ccz1 complex; intracellular membrane-bounded organelle
Source: RefSeq, a predicted model, not a curated record
AUGUCUGAAUUAGAUCAAUCCUCGCCUCUUUCAAGCUUUUUUGUCUUUUCAAGUGAGUUACCAGAAGAAGGAGAGACUGUUAAAGUGUUUUAUUAUUAUCCAGAAUGCAAAACACAAGAAGAUAUUAAUAAUCGCGAUCUAGAGACAGGUAUUUCAUCAACAUUUGUUUUCUUUGCAAAUCGUUUUAACCCAGACAAUCCGUGUGACUAUAUUUUUACAGGUAAACGCGAAAUUGGACUUCUUGAAAUAGGAAAUGGCAUAUUCUUUAACGUAUCUAUCAAAUCAACAACAGGCACCAAGCGUAUACUUCUGAAUCAGAUCUUAAAGACAUGCUUAUUGAUGCUUAAUUACGUUGCUGGCCCAUUAACUUUAGAAAAUGAUAAUAAAUCAGUUUCGAAGGAGUGGAUCAGUAGAUUACAAACUACAAUGCCACAUAUUAUCAAAAUCAUCAACUGGAAAGAUCCAGUCUUUGAAUUAUUGUGGGAUUCAUUUGUUCCAUCACAAACACAUUUGAAUUCCAAGCAGAGUGUCCAAGAUGAACAAAUACGAGAGACAAUGAAGAAAUAUCCAUUCAUUGAAUCAGUUAUUUUCACUUGGAGAGAUAAAAUCAUCACAAUGCAUGGAAUUGAACCACAAAUAGCACGAAUUCUUUCAAUGCUUGUAUUCCACAAGUUCGAAAUGUUCUUCCCCUUCAAAACUAAAAAGAGAGAAGACGUUCUUCGCUGGACAAUCGGAUUUAUUAUGGGACCGGACAAAUCAAUAGAAAUAUUCACACCACCAAUCUUCUAUAACGAUAAAAUACAUCCUCUUGCUGUUUUGCAAUUGAAUAAGAUCAGAAUUAUCGUAUUACUUGAUCCAUUUAAGAUAUUUGAUAUUAAUCUCCUUCAACAGUUCUCUAAAGAUAUCAAUCCUGUUGCAAGAAGUUUUGAUUCCAUUGAAUCAAGGUCAAAUUCAAUAAUUAAACAGAAUAUCUUUAACAAUAAUACAGGAAUCCGCAUGAAUUAUAGUCCAAAUAGCCAUGAACUCAACAUUACUAAUAAUAAUAUCCAGAUUUAUGAUUGCGAAACCAUAGAAAGAGGAAUUCUUCUUUCCCAUGCCUUUUCAAAGAGAAUUGGCCCAGAAUCACGAGGAAUUAUACCACUUAAUGGUAGUUUUUAUUCAUUUUUCGAUUCUUAUCCAUACAAAUUUGAACUUAUUGAAGUUAUGCAGUUCAAACCGAAAUCAUUAUCAGAAGCAUUAGAAGAAUUCUCAAAAUUGGAAGAUAUCUAA